Molecule: messenger RNA, 549 nt
Organism: Blepharisma stoltei
Lineage: Eukaryota; Ciliophora; Heterotrichea; Heterotrichida; Blepharismidae
Source: the annotation of a GenBank genome assembly
AUGGGAUCAGCAUGCUCAGGCAAACUAAAAUUAAAAGAAAGGCGAUUUCUUAUACUUGGCCUAGACGGAGCCGGCAAAAAGACUCUUCUAGGAAAAUUAGGAUGUGGAGAACCGCAGCAUCACGCACUGUUUGAGGGUUUUGACUGAUGGAAUGUUCAAAAUGGACGUUGCAAUUUUGUCUCUUGAAAUCUAGGAACUGAUGCAACAAAACCAGAAAACAAGCCAAAAUAUAAAGACAUGUUUAGAAAUACAGUCGGCAUCAUUUUUGUAAUUGAUUCAUCUAAUAGAGAUCGAUUUGAAGAAGUAAAAACUGAAUUUUGGAAAAUUAUUAAUGAUAAGUGUUUGAGGGAUUUCGCUUUAUUGGUGUUUGCAAAUAAACAAGAUGUUCAGGGUGCAGCAUCUGAAGAUGAUAUCAAAAGCUUUAUAUAUCUUUGAAAUGUUAGAAGAAAUAAAUGGAAUAUUCAAGCAUCAUCAUUUAAGAACGGAGAUGGGCUUGAAGCUGGCCUUACGUGGCUAGAUAAUGAAACAGGUAAGAAUGUAAGGAAAUAG